Molecule: messenger RNA, 2265 nt
Organism: Penicillium arizonense
Lineage: Eukaryota; Fungi; Ascomycota; Eurotiomycetes; Eurotiales; Aspergillaceae
Exons: 8
Coding region: 1-2265 (754 amino acids)
Molecular function (GO): zinc ion binding
Source: RefSeq, a predicted model, not a curated record
AUGGGGAAUGGGUCAUUUGACGAGGGUCCAGCACCUCAGGUCCUAGGAUGCCGGCUUGGAUCAACUUGUCCAUACCUUCAUGAUGCCUCGGCUCUAGAGUCUAAUCGGACUCCGUCGGAACAUCAGACACCCACUCAACCUUUGGGUGGUGAUACUGAAACUCCAGUCCAGGAGAUAGUCGCCGAUGCCCAGAAGCUGAAAAUCGGUGGAAAGUCGAAGAGCUCUGCCGCUUCGGCACCAGGCCAGCCCCAAAGACCGGUUUCCAAACUGGAGCAAUCAGACCCAAGAGAGUUCCAGAUCAACCAAUUGAGGCGGCGUUACCGCCCACAGGAGACCAAUGACGGCCGAGGCUCUAUCUUGACCUUUGGAUUGGUUCCCUCGGAUCCUGAUUUCCCAUUCGAGCUGGAGAGACUUCAAUGUGUUCUUCAUGUCCCGAGCUCGUAUCCCAAUGGGCGGCCUACGCUUACAGUGACCAAUUCUGAAAUGGAAGCUGCAUAUCAAGCCAAUAUUGCGAGGGGAUUUGACGAUAUUGUCGAUUUCACAAUCCGAACCAAUAACCGGGGAACACUACUAACCUGGCUGAACAGCUUGGACAAGCAGCUUGAGAAGCUGCUGACUAGCCUGGAGCGCGGGCCAACGCUGAAGUUCUUCUCGAACGUCGGUGAUGCCACUGCUACAAAAGAACCCACAAAGGGCCCAGAAAAAACUUCAGAUCAGAGCUCAUCGCAGGUAAACGCGAAAGCAUCAACUGUUCGUGCUAAAAAGCCGACUGUGGCACCACAAGCACGAAAUACAGCUCCCAAACUCUCGGCCGAGGCGAAAGCUGCGGCUGAGAAGAGGCGAGCACUCGAGACAAAACAACUCGAGGCACGUCUUGGGAGGAUUCCUAUGUUCCAAAAGAUGCAAGAUGGGAGAACAUUCAUUAUUCCUGUCCAGCCAAUUAAAAAAGAUGGUCUUCCUAGAGCACUUCAGGCACUCAAGACUGUGAAGCUGCAUGUUCCAACCCUCUACCCGCUCGAGCACAGCUCGAUUAUACUGCAGGGAGUCGAUGGCCCAGAGGCGAAAGCUACAGAGACAGGAUUCUCGCAAUGGGUUGAACAGACCUCGCAGCUGAAUCUGGUUUCCCAGAUCAACUACCUGGCAAGCAACAUGCACAAAUUCGCUGAAACACCUCUGCCAGGAGAGGAAGAGCCCGGUGAAGCUAUUUCUUCUACCGCCGAAGAAGAGGAAGACGAAGUGGAAGAGCUCACACAAGCUGAGCCUUCAACCCAAGACUCAGAAGAUCGACCCCAUCUCCAUGUCAUUCCUCGGCCACCAGAGUGGUCAGUCCCAGACCCGCACAGUGGCGCCGAGGAAACAACAGAUGAAUCAAGCUAUGAAGAAGACGAGUACUCAGAGGAAGAGGAAGACGAGGAAGGAGGCGCGCCUGUACCCCCAUCACUGGAUACCAGCACGCCCGGACGAGGUGUCGCGCUUUCAUUCCCAUUCCUGGAGCUUUAUGGCAUCGAGUUGUUGGAGCUCACUACUCUCAAUAUUACCGUGAAGUGCGAUCGAUGCAAGACUUCUGCUGAUAUAAAGAAUGUGCCUCAUGUUAGCGAUGAGAAGGGCGCGAUGCCAAAAAUGGAAUCUUGCAAGAAGUGUGCUAAUAAUAUGAGUGUUGCGUUCCGGAGACAGUUGAUGCACACUCAUGCCAAUCGCGCUGGUUAUUUGGAUAUGGAUGGCUGUACUAUUGGCGACAUGCUGCUAAGUAACUUCAUCCCAACAUGUGCAGAAUGCUCAACCGCACAUCCAGCACCUGGUGUAUCUGCCGUUCGCGGAGAGAGUGCCAUGGCCAUUUGCCGGGAUUGCCAUCGCAAGAUGGUCUUCAAGAUCCCCGAAGUGAAGUUCCUGCUCGUGGGAAGUGCAGCCAUCUCUGCUCACGGCGCUCUCCCUCUCAAAAGAAAGCCCAAGGAAGUCCUCGGUAUCGUCGCAGGACAAGAACUCCCCAGACGUGGUCGCUGCCAGCACUAUGCCAAAAGCCAACGCUGGUUCAGAUUCAGCUGCUGCGCAAAAGUUUUCCCAUGCGAUAAAUGCCACGACGCCGAAACCGACCAUCCAAAUGAACACGCAAACCGCAUGAUCUGCGGUUACUGUUCACGAGAACAAGUCUACAGACCUGAGAACUGUGGAAUCUGUAAAGCGAUUCUCAUUGGAAAGGCUGGUAGUGGGUUCUGGGAGGGCGGAAAGGGAACGAGGAAUCGGGCUCUGAUGAGUCGGAAAGUUUAA